Poeciliopsis prolifica (blackstripe livebearer) is the source of this 763-nucleotide messenger RNA. Its product is annotated as thiosulfate:glutathione sulfurtransferase. The record is from RefSeq and is a predicted model, not a curated record. The transcript is spliced from 4 exons. Lineage: Eukaryota; Metazoa; Chordata; Actinopteri; Cyprinodontiformes; Poeciliidae. The coding region runs from base 51 to 581 and encodes 176 amino acids. Gene Ontology annotation, molecular function: thiosulfate-cyanide sulfurtransferase activity. Gene Ontology annotation, cellular component: mitochondrion.
CAAAGAAGAAGGGAUUGUUUACAAUAAUACUUCCCACAUUAACUGUUUAGAUGAAGAUAGUGUUGCACAGCAGGCCGUACAGCGGUGCUGCUCUCAUCAUGUUGUCCCUCCUGUGGUCGCGAGGUUUCUGCCAGGUUGUCACUGAAGUCAACCGAAGGUCUUACCCGACUGUAGCUUCAUUUAUCCGGACUUACACCACGAACCCCAGCCCAACCAGCGGAGGAACAUACGACGACGAAGCGUCAGUGGUGACCCCCUCACAGCUGAAGGCCAUGCAGUCAAACGGUAACGUUCAGCUUUUUGAUGUGAGGAAUCCGGAUGAAUACCAGGGUGGCCACAUUCCUCAAGCAGUCAACCUCCCAUUGGAUAUCUUGGAAGAGUCUCUGAAGCUGCCUCCUGAGACCUUUAAGCAGAAGUUUGAAGUGAAGGCUCCUGGAAAAGAUGAUGAUAAUAUAGUGUUCAACUGCAGAAGCGGCGUUAGAAGCGGCCAGGCCCUGAACAUUGCCCGUCAAAUGGGAUUUCACAGAGCAAGACACCUGAAAGGAGGGUAUGCUGCAUGGGCCGAGCAAGAAGGAAAUUGAAAUCAUGCUAAAAUCUACUUCCUGUGAGAUUAUGUUUUUAAAAUAUAUGAAAUCAUGAAACAGAAUGUCAUCAUUUUUCACAUUGGCAGCUUGCAGUGUUUAGGCUACUGAGAGUUACCUUUACAUCCUUCUUAUUUUAAAGUUACUGAAUUUUAUUAAAUUAUGCAUUAAACUUGAGUAAA